This is a messenger RNA of Dictyostelium purpureum, 780 nucleotides long. RefSeq lists its product as uncharacterized. Gene Ontology annotation, molecular function: cysteine-type deubiquitinase activity. Bases 1 to 780 code for a protein of 259 amino acids. NCBI's taxonomy places the organism in Eukaryota, Evosea, Eumycetozoa, Dictyosteliales, Dictyosteliaceae. The transcript is spliced from 2 exons. Gene Ontology annotation, biological process: protein deubiquitination. The record is from RefSeq and is a predicted model, not a curated record.
AUGACAAGAGGCUACAUUGACAUGGCCAUACACAGGACCUGCCAGGAAUGUAACAGGGUUUUGGACGCCAUCCCUCAUGCGCAGACACACCUAGAAGGGCUUUUUAAACACUCGCAUAUUAUCCACAAACUAUUGAAUAAUUUUCAAGAAUAUAAAAAACUACUUGAACAACAACAACAACAACAACAACAACAACAACAACAACAACAACAACAACAACAACAACAACAACAACAACAACCACCACCACCACCACAACAAAAACAAGAAAACAUGAAUAUUGACUCAGGUGUCACUAUUCCACAACCAUCACCACAACCUGGAUAUCAAGCAAUAAGACGUUUAAAUCAACGUUUGGAGCUCUACCAAUUAGAGAAUAGUAGGGACAUCCCAGGAGAUGGAAAUUGUCAGAUGCAUGCCUUAUCUGACCAACUUUAUGGCAACUUGAACCACAGUGCCGAGAUAAGAAGAGUCAUUGCCACAUGGCUCAUAAGAAAUAAAAAUUUCACCCUCCCAAAUGGUGCAAAACUAUACCAAUUUGCAAAUACCAAUAAUUGGAAUAGAUAUUGUAACAAUAUGGCAAGAUCAGGGACUUGGGGUGACCAUUUAACUUUAAUUGCUGCUGCUGAAAUUUUAAAAUCAAAGAUUACAGUUAUUUCAUCUGGUGAAUCUGAUAGCAGCUCUUUCAUUGAAAUUCUUCCAAGUUCAAUAGAAAAUUAUAGAGCAAUUAUAUUAUCUCAUCACGACAAACACUAUGGUUCUUUACGCCAAAUGAUUUAA